Molecule: messenger RNA, 1270 nt
Organism: Suillus subalutaceus
Lineage: Eukaryota; Fungi; Basidiomycota; Agaricomycetes; Boletales; Suillaceae
Exons: 2
Coding region: 202-837 (211 amino acids)
Source: RefSeq, a predicted model, not a curated record
AAGCCAUGCUUCAUGUUCAACUGAAUUGCAGACCCGAAUGGGGGAUGUUACCACGUGACCACUCGCGUGCGUAAGUAGUCUCUUCAUCUCAAGACUUACCCAGUAGCGAACUGUCAGGGACUCUCUCAUUCUGCCAUCGUACGCUCAUGCCCGAGUAUCGGAUAAACCAUACUGAUUGAUUCUUCUGCUCAUUCAAACUAGAUGAUACCUGAUAUCCAGACCCUAUUGGGCGCCAACCCAUCCACUGAUUCCAUAACCGUGUUUCUGAAAGAUCUGGUUCAACACUCUAACACGAGCUUGACAGCUCCCGAAGUGAAAUCAUACUCGGAUGCAGUCUACUUCAACUACUAUCCCCUAGGAAUAAGCUUCCUCUAUAUCCCUCAGAAGGGGUACAAACCCACUGGGGGGCUAAAGCUCGAGGACCUUCAAGUUGAUUCACUAGUACUUGACAGCAUUAACAUCUACAACGCCCCAAAGCCUAAGGCGACCCCCGCAAAAACAACUACAUCCAGUCGAACAGCGGAGCUCGCAUUUUCUACCUAUCCCGUGUUAAAGUGGAAGCUAUCGCUCUCACCUGAGGCCUCGGCGUCCAACGAGUCGAUCGAGAUUUCGCUCACAACAAAUGGUAAAGAUUUCGUCAGCUGCCUCGGAGAACCUGAUCGGAAAGGCGGUGGUUCUGGGCCUUCAUCUGGAUCCAUUGGCAUUUGGUGUGAGUGGUCGAAGCACGGAAUUAUGGUUGAGUUUGGAGGGGAUGAAGCCAGAGGACCACAAGCCUGGGAACGUGGCAAGGAUGCCAUAUGGAGGGUUAUCACGGUAUUUCCCCCAAAGCAGGAAUAGACUCGAAGAAGGAUAAUUUUGAGUUUAGUCUCCCAUAAGCAGACCAUAGAAGCUGUGUCCCUUCUGCGUCACGAUGUGCUCGUCAAAAGCAAGCUGCCGCUGACGCAUGCAGAUCUCUGAUAGUGUGCCGCGUCCUUGCUCUCAUGAUGAUAAUCUUUUUCUCGAGCUCAGACAACACCAAGACCUGGUCCUGCGGGAAACUGUCAUUGCAUCCCCAGUUACUUGUUCCUUGGAUCGACAUUCAAUCGUUAUAAAUAAGGCUAUAGGUAGACACUGAAUGCGACGGGCUACUGCCUAGACAAACGCGGCGACCAGAGCAAGUGAGAAGAAACAAAGAGCCAUUUUCUGCUUGGAGGCAUUACUAUAUGUAGAGGUCGGAAACUAUGGAGACGCAAGGACUUAGUCUUGUGGGAAGGUUCUAAGAAACCUUAAU